GGGGGUUGAGGGUUUGGGGGUUGGGUGGAAGAGGUCGGGCGAGAUCACCGAGAGAGGCGUGUAGACUGGGGUAGUUAUAGAGAGGCGGCUACGAGCCGUGGUUGCCCUCUGUCUUAUGGAAGGGCAGUCUGAAGUGCAGGAACAGAAGAGGAAGGCUACAGGGAAGAGGAGGCUGAGCAGUAGCAGCAGCAGCCGUAGCAGCAGUAGUAGUAGUAACGGAAACGCUAGCGCGGACGUGGAGAUGGCUACUGCGACCUUGUCGGUCCCGAAGGAGCCGUGUAGAUCGUUUUCGGGUAGGAAAAGGAGUAAUCACAAAAAUAAAAAAAGCGCUAAGAAGGAUGCUGCGUCGCGGAAUACUCAGGGCGAGUGUGUUGAGUCUUCCUCUGUAGUGGAUGCCUCGCCGUCUCAAGAGGCAAAUCGGUCUACUAGUCAAUCCCCCUUGGAUGCAAGCGAAUCUUCCACUGUCAGUGACCCUUCCCCUGCACCUGAGCCGGAAGUGGCUAUGGUGGUGGCGGCGGCUUCGUCUAGAGAGGACGUCCCAAUCAUCCCUGGCCUGUCGGAUAACACGGCGUUGGUCAUCCUAGCACUUAUACCGCUUUCUUAUCAUCAACCUCUGAAGAGAGUGUGUAAGAAAUGGCAAAGAUGUUUGACAACUGUAGAGUCUACGAACGAGGUACUGGACAUGCGAAAGUUUCAAGGUGUGAAAGAGACGUGGGUAUUCUUGCUGGCCAGUGCAAGACAACAGCGCCAGCAGUGGCGGGCCUUUGACCCGGUGUACAACAGGUGGAGGUGUUUGCCACAAUGCCCUUGUGAUUACACGUUUAACAGCUGCGACAAGGAGUCUGCAGUAGCAGGAACUCAUCUCUUGGUAACUGGUCACAGUUCGACUGGUACGACGGUCUGGAGAUAUGAUCUGCACACCAACGAAUGGGGGAAAGCUGCCAAGAUGCUGCAGAGUCGAUGCUUGUUUGCAUCUGCAAGUCAUGGAAAGUAUGCGUACUUCGCUGGUGGAUCAUGUGAAGGUUCAGUCAUAAGCUCGGCAGAGCGGUAUAACUCUCAGACCAGAAAGUGGGAGCCACUUCCCGAUCUCCAUGUGAGUCGGAAAUGGUGCUCCGGAUGUAUUUUGGAUAACAAGUUCUUUGUGAUAGGUGGGCAAGGUAGUGAAAAGCAAGCGUUGACGUCAGGAGAGUAUUACGAUGAGUCGGAAAACAGAUGGGUUAUAGUUGAAAACAUGUGGCCGGCUGCAAGGACACAGCCUCCAGGCCAAACAGCACCACCUCUAGUUGCUGUCGUAAAAGAUCAACUCUAUGCUGCUGAUGCCAGCACCAUGGAACUUAAUGCUUACCACAAAGGAACAAACACCUGGAGACCUCUAGGACCUGUUCCAUAUCGUAGUGUUGAUGCUAGUGGAUGGGGCAUGGGGUUCAAGGCCGUGGGAGACGAGAUUUUUGUAAUUGGAGGGUCCAGUGACAGGGGAAACGGGACUUUUUGCGACCAGAUUCAUGCAUGGCCUCCCGCGCAAAUGCAAAAUGCGGAUGGCUGGCGCCUGGUCGGCCAACUCCCCAACACAAGUGGCUUCAUCUAUAAUUGCGCUGUCAUGAUAGUUUGAAAGACAUUUGUGCUGGGCUUAGGGUAAUCUCCCCAGACCUGAUUUCGUGUUAGUGACACCAAGGCAGGAAAGGAGGUAACAUUCAAGUUGUCUGAAGAGACUCCACACAGGAUGUUCGAUUCAGUCGGAAGAGGCGUUUGCCAUGAAAGUUGAUGGUAAGGUCAUGUGUUGCGAGAAUCGCUGAAGAACUCGAUCUGUGUCACGGAGCUUUCUUAGAAGUAGGAAAUUGGAAUGGCGCGGUAUGAGGAUGUUUCCCAGCCCUAUUGAAAGUGUAGGCAUGGCGACUUCCACAUGUGAAUUGAAUUCGGAUCGCAAUCGGGGCUGCCAGAAAAAAAGGAUGCAGGGGUGUUGCGGUGGAGGUCUUGGUCUUGAUCUACAGAGGUCAACAUGGAAUAAGCUCUGCAUCUGCACGAUUGUCGAAUUGUUAGUAGGUUUGCUGGAGAUGCAAACACUGGCCUCCGAGAUUCAGUUUGUAUAGAGGAGAGCAGAAUUGCCAUUCUUUCCAGGAUUUUGUAUUGCAAACCAAAGAAAACUUCGCUGACCAGGCCUGACUCUGUCUUCAGUUUUCUGGGCCACAGAGAAACCAACUGUUGGUUUGAACUCGUUGAGUUAAACCUCCCAGUCAGAACCCAGGGUUGCUAUUACUGUGUUCAGAUUCGUUGAAGUGGGUAAGUAUGCACGGGCUUCUCUUUCAUUCUUGAUGUUCUCGUAGAAGGAGAGGGUUAGGUUUUAGAUUUUUCCUUGUAGAUUCCUGUAUUGCGAUGGCAGUUACCACUGAAACCGGCAGUGCUUGUCAGUAGUACUGAGUAUUACCUUCACACCGGUUCCUUACGAUACUGCUGCGGAUUGGGGUUCAGAAAUGUCUCCUCGUGUUCCCUUAGCCGCUGUAAGCCUCAUUGUGAAUUGUUCUAAGACGCAUAGUAGGUUAGCUGGUAUUGCUCCCGUUCUCGCUCGACCUUUGGUGCUGGUCCUCAUCGGGGUACUUUGUGUCGAUUCUUUGGACACAUCUAUUUAUGUUUCAACUUCAUAGGCUUGUAAAUGAAAGUGUACAGAGAAUCUUCUUUUUCCGGCCUGUUUAAUUAUCUAUCGUUGAGGGUUAAAUCUUCGGCUAUGAUGUUCUAGUUGUUGCAACCUUUUAUUUAAUUCUUCAAUAUAAUUGCUUCCUUGCCUAGAACGUUUUUGCGCA
Messenger RNA from Physcomitrium patens, 2795 nucleotides. RefSeq names its product F-box/kelch-repeat protein At5g60570. Gene Ontology annotation, molecular function: protein binding. The record is from RefSeq and is a predicted model, not a curated record. Lineage: Eukaryota; Viridiplantae; Streptophyta; Bryopsida; Funariales; Funariaceae.